Messenger RNA from Lichtheimia ornata, 912 nucleotides. RefSeq lists its product as uncharacterized. Gene Ontology annotation, cellular component: eukaryotic translation initiation factor 2 complex. Gene Ontology annotation, biological process: formation of cytoplasmic translation initiation complex; translational initiation; formation of translation preinitiation complex. The record is from RefSeq and is a predicted model, not a curated record. Gene Ontology annotation, molecular function: translation initiation factor binding; mRNA binding; translation initiation factor activity. The transcript has 7 exons. The coding region runs from base 1 to 912 and encodes 303 amino acids. Lineage: Eukaryota; Fungi; Mucoromycota; Mucoromycetes; Mucorales; Lichtheimiaceae.
AUGUCAGACAAAGAAAACGAUCGUGUGGCCGAUCCAAUUGAGGAUGAGGAGCUCGAUUUCUCCAAGCUCAAGAAGAAAAAGAAAUCCAAAAAGAAGGUCGAUUUCGAUGCCGAUGUCGCUGAAGAAGCCCCAGCAAAAGAACAAGAUAACGAGGGUGAGGAAGAAGCUGAUCCAGAUGCCAUGUUUGCCGACUUGAAGAAGAAGAAAAAGAAAAAGUCCAAGAGCUUGCCGGAGGAUGAAGAAGGUGGUGCUGCUGCUGCUGCUGAAGCCAAUGAGGAGGAGCCUGACUUUGGUGCCAUGAAGAAGAAGAAAAAGAAGAAAAAGAACAUGGCCGAAUUUGAAGCAGAGCUUGCAGAACAAGAAGGCGAGGAUCAAGAUGAGAAGAAGGGUGAUGUCAAGGAGAAGAAGGAUGAGGCAUGGCUCAACAGUGACAGAGAUUACCAUUAUGAUGAGCUGCUCUCUCGUGUGUUCAAAAUUUUACGCCAAAACAACCCAGAGCUCGCUGGUGAAAAGAAACGCUACACCAUUGUACCUCCUUCUAUCCAUCGUGAUGGCAGCAAAAAGACCGUCUUUUCCAAUGUUGCCGAUAUUUGCAAGCGACUUCAUCGUCAACCUGAACACGUCAUUCAGUUUUUGUUUGCAGAAUUGGGUACCACUGGUUCAGUUGAUGGCUCACAACAGCUUGUGAUCAAGGGUCGAUGGCAACAAAAGCAGAUUGAAAAUGUCUUGCGUCGCUAUAUCGUGGAAUACGUGACCUGCAAGACUUGCAAGAGCCCAGACACAAUCUUGUCCAAAGACAACCGCUUGUACUUUGUGCAAUGUGAAUCUUGUGGUUCCACUCGCUCCGUAUCCGCUAUCAAGACUGGUUUCAAGGCACAAACCAAGGAAGAUAGACGAGCACUUCGAGCAUAA